AUGAAUUUUAAUAUCAACAUCAAAAGUCCCUUGAUUGAAGAAUUUUUUGGCACUUUAAAUAAAGCUGAAUAAAAUUAUGAUCAUCUUGAUUAUGAAUAAAUUCAAAUAAUUUCAAAUGACAAGUUUUCACUCUUAAUGGUUAAAACUAAUUUUGAUGGAGCUUUAGAUUAAAGAAUCGAAAUGGCUGAAUAAUUAGUAAAUCAUUAGAAGAAGAUCAAUCAAAGGUUAAGAAAUCUUGGUUUGAUGGGAAUUCUAGUGGAUAUUAUAAAAUACGAGAUUAUUAAUAAUGAUGAUGAGGUGUUGAUAAUCUGCAAAACUAUGAGAAUGUCAAAGUAGAAAGGGUUGGUGAAUUUAGGUUUAGCAAAUUGCAUUGAAUUUUACACAGGCCUCGAUCUAAAGGGAGUUCGGUAACAGAUUGUUAUGCAUAUUGAUGAUCUGGGGAUGAAUAAAAUUAUGCCCUUUACAUAUAUGGAGGGUAUUUUGAAUGAGGAUAAUUACGAAUUAAUAGCCAACCUACCCCAAGCUGAAUAAAAUAGUAUAAUAAAUCAAAAUGGCAAUGGAGCACAUUUCUCAAAGCAAUCUUUAAUUGUAAUAAUAUAUAAUGAUCAACUUGUUUAAUUCAAACAAUUAAAUGAAAUGUAAGACAUUCACAUUUUAAAAUAUCUGGAGUUGACUUCUGGUGUAAAAAUAAGCGAUUUAAUAAAGAAAAGCAGGACAAAUGUUAUAAAUGAUAAAAUACAUUACCUCAACUAAGAGGGUGAGACCGUAGCAGUAGGGGAUGUAGGAGAGAAGGGAAACAUUCAAUUGAAUAUUAAGAUAAAAUAAUAAUGCUAUACACUCACAGCAGAGUGGAACAAUAUGAAAGAGUUGAUUGUAAUUUAUUUAUGAUUAAUGAGAAUUAAAGAAUAGAUGGAUAGUCAUUUGAGCAGCUUCCCAAAAAUUUGUUUACUCCCAUAGAUGACGGCAUCCUGAGUUAUUUUAACCAUUAUGAGUUUGAUCAAAGAGGGUAUUCAUUAUCAUAAUUGUCUAAGUUCUUUAAUAUUUUUAAAUUGUUCUCUUAAAGGUGAUGUGAAGAACAAGGUUAUAAAGAUAAAUAAAUAGAUUAAAAGAUAAAUUUGGUUCAUUGCUUUGAAAACUAUACUUACUAUUCUAUAAGUUAACAUAUAGAAUGCAAUUUAUUAAGAUUAAAAAUUGUAUUUGAGGACAUUAUGCAAACUAAAUCAAAAGAUUCCCAUUACUCAAGUUGAGAUACAAGCAGAUCUUAAAGAAGAGGAUUUUAAUCUAAUUUUAGAUCAAUGCAAUCUGAAUCCCCAUUUGGAGUCAUUAAUACUUGAUGGCUCUUUAUUUAAGGAUGCUAUUCUCUCUGGGCUUAUAUAAGGAAACAAUUUAAAAACAAUUAAAGAAUUAAGUUUUAAGGGAUGCCCAAAUAUCACUGAUGAGGGUAUUUCUCUCUUGCAAAAUUUUGGAGUUUAAAAAUUAGAUUUAUCUCAUACAUAGAUCUAUUUAACAGUGCCUUAAAAUCUAUAAAUUUUAAAUAUCUCUUAUAGCAAAUUCAAAGAAGAAACAUUGCUAUAACUCUUUAGAGAUAAAUCUUUGGUGAAUCUAAUAUCCAUAAACAUUAGUGGAUUGGCAUCUGAUAAACUUAUAUAGGUCAUUUUUAGUUGUCAUUACAAAGAAUUAAGAUCACUUAUAGCUAAUGAAUGCAAACUAUCCUUAUCUGUAUUUCAUCAUAUUCACGAUUCAAAACAUGUAAAAUAGUUGGAUCUAUUGAGUUUUUAAGGUUCAAUUACAGAUGUUGAGGAAAGCAUCUUUAAAAAAAAUGGAUAUGCAUUGUUAGGAGCAAGCAAAACUAAAAUAAACAAGUUGGAUCUUGCUAAUUGUUUGAUUAAUGACAAAUUGAUUCAUUAGAUGGUUGAAGCUGGAAAACUACUUAAGAAUCUUAGAGCAAUUUCCCUAUCUGGAUGUAGAUAUAUAUCUGACAAAUCCAUUUAUUUAUUGUGUGAUGCCCAUUAUACGUUAACUUGCCAAUUGAAAAACUUAGACAUAUCCAAUUUACCAUAGAUAACUGAAUCCUCUUUGGAGUAUUUAACAAAUAAACCUUUGAAAAAUUUAUCAGAUUUGAAUCUGGCAUAUUCUACUUAGAUUUAAGCUGAACAUUUGAAGAAGGCCUUCGAUACAGGCAAAUUUAACUAACUAAAAUAUCUGGGAAUUAGUGGCACAAGUGAAAGUGGAGGAUAAGCUGAUAUAUUUAAAUUUAGCAUACCAGAAUUGUGCACAUAUUAUAUCAGAAAUCACUUAUCUGAAAUUUAAUUAAUAGAAAUUUAUACAUCAACAAAAAAUAUUUAAAAUAUAUCAACAGCAGUUUUAAAUUUAUUGUAAACUUAAAUUCUUACUAAGAUAGUAACUACAGAUUAAAUUAUUUUAGAACCAGAAACAUAUGACUUAUUUAAAAGUUGUGUUGGUUGUGAACGAUUACUUUUGAAUAAUAAACCACUUUAAUUGGAUACUUAAGAUAAAUCUGAAUAAUAGAACUAACUUACUCCUAAUUAAUUUUAUGAAAGAUUACUCAAAUAGCAUCAGCAGGUAUUGAUAAGCAACUCUGAGAUAAAAUUCAUUAAAUUGAUGUUCAAUUUUUAGACAAUUACUAAAAUAUGCUUUAAAAAAACUGAAAUUAUAGAUAAGGAUAUACUAGGCAUUUGUUAAAAUUUGAUUUUAACUGAAAUCAAUAUUAAGAAAUGUAAAAAGCUAACCUUUAAAAGUCUGAUCUACUUGUAGAAGCUUUCAGAAACUUUGAUUAAUAUAGAUUUUAGAGGAACCAUUUUUGAAAAUUUAUAUUAAACUCUAGAACACUUAUAGUAUUUUCCUUAACUUCUUUACCUCAAUGGAGGAAAAUUAAAUAUUGAAAUGUAUUUUUUAUUAUAAAAAUAGUAUUAAUGUAACUGAAACAAAUCAUGUGAUAUAAGAAUUGCAACACUUACCAACACUUUGGAUGUAAUUAGAAUAAAUUAAGUCCUUUAAAUUAACCAUACGUGCUCAUUAUAUUUAAACAUUUAAAUUCAUCUUUAAAACUCUGUCUUUAUUACUUAAUAAAAAUUAAGACUUUAUUAAAUCAAUGUCUUUGCAACUUUAUCAAUUCAAAGUCAUUCAGGACAAAUCGCUUUAAUUGUUUCAUAAUAGUUUAUUAAAUUUAUAAAUUUUGCAGCAUUUUCAUCUUGGAUUCCAAAGGUAAUAAUUGAUAAUUAAUAAUUUAGUAUGAAAAAUAUCUCGCUUUUGACUUUAAAAAAUAUGUUUAUAAGUCUUUCUAAUUUAGACUCUCUUAAAUCACUUUCUAUCAGUUUGGAUGAGUAAAUCUUAUAUAAUAAUAAUUAGUUGCGAGUUAUAAUUUGUAGACGAAGAUCUGUUUUUGGCAUCAACUGUAUUUGAAGGAAUCAAAAAUAUGAAGCUAUAGAGAUUUAGUUUUUCAUCCAAUGACACAGUAACUUAUGAUCAAUCCAUAUUUUCCAGUCUAUUUAAAUAUAUGUCAGAUAUUGAAUCAUUAAAGUAGGUCAACUUAAGUUUUCAAAGGUAUACAAGUGAUUAUAUUAUGAUUAGACAUGCAAUUAACAGGGAGAGCUUAUCAGAAUUGUUUUAGACUUUGAAGGAAUUGAAUUUAUAAAGUUUAAGUCUGAAUUUCGAAUAAAGUGGGAUUAAAUACACAAGAUAGAUUUGGGCAGAAUUAUUAGAGGUUUUAAGAAUGAACUAUAGCUUAUUGCAUUUAGAACUCAAUUUUAAUCAUACAUUUGAAUUGACGGACAUGGACAUCCUUAACAUUAUCGACGAACUGUAUUGUAUGAAAUUGACAUCAACUUGUGUAUCAUUGAUAGGGUAUUUGGAAUUAAUAUUUUAGUUGCUAUCAUAAUGAGAAGAGUAUUAAGGAGUUUACAAACGAGGAUGUCAAGAACUAUCAAUUUUUUAUAUGA
Molecule: messenger RNA, 3959 nt
Organism: Paramecium octaurelia
Lineage: Eukaryota; Ciliophora; Oligohymenophorea; Peniculida; Parameciidae
Source: the annotation of a GenBank genome assembly